AUGUUCUUCUUUUGCAAGGUGGGGCCUCCUCUUGACAUCAAGCUGGGUGCCCUGAACUGCACAGCUUUCAGCAUCCAGUGGAAAACACCACGGCAUCUUGGAAGCCCAGUCACUGGAUACACCGUCUUUUACUCUGAGGUCGAUGCAGAUAAGUCCCUGCAGGAGCGGUCGCACAGUGUGCCUCUCAGCCAGGAUACCCCAGUUGCUGAAGAAGUGAUUGGAGAUUUGAAACCAGGAACUGAAUAUCGAGUGAGUGUAGCAGCUUACAGCCAGACUGGCAAAGGGCGGCUCAGCCCCCCUCACCAUGUUACCACGUUGUCCCAAGAUUCCUGCCGGCCUCCAGCGGCACCCCAGCAGCCACGUGCCCUUGUGGUUUCUGAUUCAGAGGUGGCCCUAUCUUGGAAACCUGGACAGAGUGAAGGACACUCCCCUAUUCAGUACUAUUCCGUGGAAUUCAUCAGGCCAGAUUUUGACAACAAUUGGACCUUAAUCGAAGAGCAGAUCCAGAUGGACUCCAUGGUCAUCAAGGGCCUUGAWCCAGAUACCAACUACCAAUUUGCCGUGAGGGCCGUGAAUCCCCAUGGCCCCAGCCCACGCAGCUGGCCCAGUGACACCAUCCGAACCCUUGGCCCUGAGGAAGCAGGAAGUGGCCGCUAUGGACCUCGUUAUAUCACAGACAUGGGUGCUGGAGAGGAUGAUGAUGGAUUUGAAGACGACCUAGAUCUGGACAUUUCCUUUGAGGAGGUGAAACCACUUCCUGCUACCAAAGGAGGGAAUAAGAAAGUAUUGGUGGAAACUUCUCUGUCCGACCCCCAGUCCAUUUCCAGACCUGCCCCCACUACCUCAGCAUCUUUCCCCACAACUACCGUGGCUCUCCAGCCCACUCCAGCAGAAGGGAAGGGGAAGAAGGGCGUAGCCAUGAUGUCGAGGCUCUUCGAGAAGUCUUGUGAUGAGAUCCUCUGCCCUGCUGACAGCUUUUGUGUCAAUGACUACACCUGGGGGGGCUCACGAUGCCAUUGCAACCUGGGCAAAGGUGGCGAGAGCUGCUCAGAUGAUAUUCUUAUUCAGUAUCCUCAGUUCUUUGGCCACUCCUAUGUAACCUUUGAGCCUCUGAAGAACUCCUAUCAGGCAUUUCAGAUUACUCUUGAAUUUAGGGCGGAGGCAGAGGACGGCUUGCUGCUCUACUGCGGGGAGAACGAAUAUGGAAGGGGCGACUUCAUGUCCCUGGCUAUCAUCCGACGCUCCCUGCAGUUCAGGUUUAAUUGUGGAACAGGGGUCGCUAUCAUUGUAAGUGAGACUAAAAUCAAACUGGGGGCCUGGCACACAGUGGUGCUCUACAGAGAUGGGCUGAAUGGGCUGCUGCAGCUGAACAAUGGCACCCCCAUGACAGGCCAGUCCCAGGGCCAGUACAGUAAAAUUACUUUCCGGACACCUCUCUAUCUUGGUGGGGCUCCCAGCGCUUACUGGUUGGUCAGAGCAACGGGAACAAACCGAGGCUUUCAAGGCUGUGUGCAGUCGCUUUCGGUUAAUGGGAAGAGAAUGGAUAUGAGGCCUUGGCCGCUGGGGAAAGCCCUUAGUGGGGCUGAUGUGGGGGAAUGCAGCAGUGGAAUAUGUGAUGAGGCCUCGUGCAUCAAUGGUGGCACCUGCACAGCAAUCAAAGCCGACUCCUACAUUUGCCUCUGUCCCCUUGGGUUCAAAGGUCGACACUGUGAAGAUGCUUUCACCUUGACCAUCCCUCAGUUCAGAGAGUCUCUGAGAUCCUUCGCUGCCACACCCUGGCCCCUGGAGCCCCAGCAUUACCUCUCCUUCACUGAGUUUGAGAUCAUGUUUCGGCCGGACGCAGGGGACGGUGUUCUCCUAUACAGUUAUGACACAAACAGCAAGGACUUCCUGUCCAUCACGAUGGCAGGCGGCCACGUGGAGUUCCGUUUUGACUGCGGCUCUGGGACUGGUGUUCUGAGGAGUGAAGAUGCCCUCACCCUGGGCCAAUGGCACGAGCUUCGUGUAUCUCGCACAGCGAAGAAUGGCAUCUUACAGGUGGAUAAGCAGAAGACAGUAGAGGGAAUGGCAGUGGGAGGCUUCACGCAGAUUAAGUGCAACACGGACAUUUUUAUUGGUGGAGUCCCCAAUUAUGAUGAUGUGAAGAAGAACUCAGGUGUCCUCAAACCAUUCAGUGGGAGUAUCCAGAAGAUCAUCCUGAAUGACCGAACCAUCCAUGUGAAGCAUGACUUCACGUCUGGUGUGAAUGUGGAGAAUGCAGCCCACCCCUGCGUGGGGGCCCCCUGUGCCCAUGGGGGCAGCUGCCGGCCCAGGAAGGAUGGCUAUGAGUGCGACUGCCCCUUGGGCUUCGAGGGCCUGCACUGCCAGAAAGCCAUCACCGAAGCCAUCGAGAUCCCGCAGUUUAUUGGCCGAAGUUACCUGACAUAUGACAACCAAGAUAUCCUCAAGAGGGUGUCAGGAUCAAGAUCAAAUGCAUUCAUAAGGUUUAAGUCAACUGUCAAGGACGGCCUGUUAAUGUGGAGGGGAGACAGCCCCAUGAGACCCAACAGUGACUUCAUUUCCCUGGGCCUUCGGGAUGGAGCCCUGGUGUUCAGCUACAACCUGGGCAGUGGUGUGGCAUCCAUCAUGGUGAACGGCUCCUUCAAUGAUGGCCGGUGGCACCGGGUCAAGGCUGUCAGGGACGGCCAAUCAGGAAAGAUUACCGUGGAUGACUACGGAGCCAGAACAGGCAAGUCACCUGGCAUGAUGAGACAACUCAACAUCAACGGACCUCUGUAUGUGGGUGGAAUGAAGGAGAUCGCUCUGCACACCAACAGGCAGUACAUGAGAGGCCUCGUGGGCUGCAUCUCUCAUUUCACGCUGUCCACCGAUUACCACAUUUCCCUCGUGGAAGAUGCUGCAGAUGGGAAAAACAUCAACACUUGUGGAGCCAAGUAACACCAGCUGGCCUUGCCCAGGGGACAGAGCCUCUAUCUUGAGAGUCCCAGGGGCCCUGAGACCCUGCCCGAUGCCACACACAGAGGCCCGGGACCAGGUGUGUUUCCUCUCAUCAAGGGGAAAGUACACCCUGAAGGGAAACUGAGCACCAAGGCAGGAGGCCCUGGGUGGCCUACCUGCUGACACUCUGUGGGCCAAACCCCAUGGAGCACUGUGUGUCGGAAGCAACGGACUUUGUCCAUUGAAUGCAUGGAGUCUGCCAGAGAUCACACAUCAAUGCAAAUUCCAGAGCCUGUCUGCUGUAACUGAAUGAAUGUGUUGUGAUUCAUAGUGCUUAGAAGAGGAGAGAGAGAGAGAGAGAGAGAGAGAGAGAGAGAGAGAGAGAGAGAGAGAGAGAGCGCUCGCAUGAGCCCACAGAGCAGUAUUAAAAUACUUGUCCUUCCCUGGCUCAUGAGACUUACUCACAGCAGAAUGACUGUGUGACGUUGAACUUUGAAUUUCCCACCUUGGCCCUAAUCCCUUCCACUCCCUGGUGGCUGGCCCAAAGUGCUCUCACUGUUCCAGGAAAAUAAAGUGUGGGGAAGAUUGAACCUAGAAUCAUGGUCAUAAUGCGGCCCCUCCCCCCAAGUGUACCUUUAAUGUGAAAUCCCUGCUUUUUAUAAUAUCAAUCUAAGAAAAUGGGCCCCAUGAUUUUGUAGCUGUACUUUUGUAUGUGACUAUUUUUAUAGCUGCAGACUGUCUACACGGUAUACCUUAGGGUAUGCUGGUAGUAUACCCUAAUUCUUGCACACUUUCCUAAAAAUUUUCUCCCAAAGAAGACUUGGGGUCAUUUGUGGUAUCAGUGGAGUGGGAGAGGUGACUUGGGUGGGCCACUCGGGGAGCUGACCAUUCUUUUUUUGGUACAUGUUGGUUCUAGGGGAUGAAUAUGAAGCUUUCCAAAAUAAGCAGAUUAAA
Messenger RNA from Urocitellus parryii (Arctic ground squirrel), 3891 nucleotides. The record is from RefSeq and is a predicted model, not a curated record. Lineage: Eukaryota; Metazoa; Chordata; Mammalia; Rodentia; Sciuridae.